Molecule: messenger RNA, 2826 nt
Organism: Haliotis rubra (blacklip abalone)
Lineage: Eukaryota; Metazoa; Mollusca; Gastropoda; Lepetellida; Haliotidae
Product: unconventional myosin-Ib-like
Biological process (GO): vesicle transport along actin filament; actin filament organization
Cellular component (GO): microvillus; actin cytoskeleton; vesicle
Molecular function (GO): microfilament motor activity; actin filament binding; ATP binding
Source: RefSeq, a predicted model, not a curated record
CUGAACUCAUGGUUUGAGUCAGAACAGAUUCGCGGCGUCGAAAAUGGAUAAAUUUGGAGGAAUUUCUUUGUGAGAAGAAAAUCAUUGCGUGGAAUUAAAUGGGAAAUAAUUUGCUGGAUCUUUAGCGAGUACAGAAAUACGUCGCUGUUUGGAUUACCCGACGUGAGAGAAAAGUCCUGCCUGUGAACAGAAGUAGAUCAUGGCGUUACACCAGGGGGCACUGUCGGUGUUUGAGAACAACGUAGGUGUCAGCGAUGCUGUCCUUCUUGACCCCAUGACAGAGGACGCUUUUAUAGCCAAUCUUGAAGAACGGUUCAAACAUGAUCAGAUAUAUACCUACAUUGGGAAUGUGGUUGUGUCUAUGAACCCCUACACACGCCUCCAGCUGUACACGCCUAGCGUCAUCGAGGAAUACCGCAGCAGGAACAUAUACGAGCUGCCGCCACACAUAUAUGCUAUUGCUGAUGAUGCCUACCGGUCGAUGCGGGACAGAAACCUGGAUCAAUGUAUCAUCAUCUCCGGGGAGAGCGGCUCCGGCAAAACUGAGGCCAGCAAGGUGAUCAUGCAGUAUGUUAUGGAGGUGUCGAGGAAGGGACAGGACAUCGACCGGAGUCAAGAACAGCUGCUGCAGUCAAACCCAGUCCUUGAAGCAUUUGGUAGCAUGAAGACUACCAGGAAUGACAACUCCUCCAGAUUUGGCAAGUACAUGGACAUAGAGUUCGACUUUAAGGGCGACCCCAUCGGUGGAGUCAUAACAAACUACCUGCUUGAAAAGUCGAGAGUGGCCGCCCAGGGACCUGGAGAGCGUAGUUUCCACAUCUUCUACCAACUGCUGAGUGGAGCAGAACCAGCAUUGCUUGAGAGCUUGAAGUUGACAAGUGACCACAACAGCUAUCAGUUUCUCAACAAAAGUGGAUGUAUUAACGUCCCUGCAAUAAAUGACAGUGAGAACUUCCAUUCAAUCAGGAAUGGUAUGGAGGUCAUUGGCUUCCACCAGAAGGAAGUGAUGGGUGUCUUGCAGUUGGUGGCAACGAUCCUGAAACUGGGAAACAUCACCUUCCACCACAAGGGCAACGAUGAUGGCACAGACGGAUGUGACAUCGGCAGCACCCAAGAGGUGUCUGAAGUGUGUGAACUGCUGGAGUGCUCUGCCCAGACCUUAUCAGCAGCCUUGACUCAGCGUACAGUUGAAGUUCGUGGAGACAAAGUCAAAACUGACCUGAACUCAGGGGAGGCGUUCUAUGCCCGAGAUGCCCUAUGCAAGGCUCUGUACAGUAGGAUGUUUUCCUGGCUCGUGCAGAGGAUCAACGACAGUAUCAAGGUGAAGAAGAAAGUGAAAACCAAGGUGAUGGGAGUGCUGGAUAUUUACGGGUUCGAGGUGUUCCAGCACAACAGCUUUGAGCAGUUUAUCAUCAACUACUGCAAUGAGAAACUACAGCAGAUCUUCAUAGAGCUGACCCUCAAGGAGGAACAGGACGAGUACAUCAAGGAGGGUAUUGAAUGGAUCCAAGUGGACUACUUCAACAACUCUGUCAUCUGUGACCUUAUUGAGAAGAACAACAUCGGCAUCCUCGCCCUCCUGGAUGAGGAAUGUCUGCGACCAGGAACUGUGUCUGACAAGACUUUCCUGCAGAAGCUAGACUCUCGCUGCUCAGAACACCCCCACUAUGAGAGUCGCAACUGCAAGAAGACCCAGUCAGACAAGUCUCUGCCCAUGACGCCCUUCAGACUGAAGCACUACGCUGGGAAUGUUCUGUACAAAGUUGAAGGCUUCAUCGACAAGAACAAUGACCUGCUGUUCCGGGACCUGUCCCAGUCCAUGUACUCCUGCUCCAACAUGCUCCUGAAGACUCUCUUCCCUGAAGGAAACCCUGCCCAGAAGUCCCUAAAGCGACCAGCCACUGCAGGAUCACAGUUCAAGAUAUCUGUGACGGAGCUGAUGAAGAACCUGCUGUCCAAAAACCCUAACUACAUCCGCUGUGUGAAGCCGAAUGAUGACAAGAAGGCCGGGGCUUUUGAUCUCUCCAUCGUGAGGCACCAGGUUCGAUAUCUCGGGUUGAUGGAGAAUGUGAGAGUAAGACGUGCAGGGUACGCCUUUCGCCAAAACUACGAUGCAUUCCUGUACCGCUACAAGAUGCUGGCCCCCGAGACAUGGCCGCACUGGGAGGGGCUGAACAGCAAGGGGGUGGAGACCAUCCUGCAGGCACAGAGGAUCCAGUCCGAGGAAUACGCCAUCGGCAAGACCAAGAUAUUCAUCAGGAACCCAAAAACUCUGUUCGACAUGGAGGAGCAGCGCCGGAAGCGGAUGCACUACCUGGCGACUCUGAUACAGAAGCUAUGGAAGGGCUGGCGGCAGAAGAUGCUGUACAGACGAAUGAAGCGCAGUCAGAUCGUCCUGUCUGCCAACUGGAGGGCAUUCUGGGCCAAGAAGUGCUACAGGAGGAAGAAGAGAGGUGCAUUGAUCAUCCAGUGCUACUCCCGGGGAUGGAAGGCCCGAAGAUUAUUGCGGAAGCUCAAACAUGAGCGCCGACGCUUGUUAGCGUCAAUCGUCAUCCAAAAGACUUACAAAGGCUGGCAGGCCCGACGGUUAUUGGCGAAACUCAAACAUGAACGAAAAUGUUUGUUGUCAUCAAUUGUGAUCCAAAAGACAUUUAGAGGAUGGCAGGCUCGAAACUGCUAGCUAAACUGAAGCAUGAGAAGCGGGUCCUAUGGGCAGUCACGGUGAUACACAAGUUCUUCCUUGGCUGGAAGAUCAGAAAGGAAUACAGUGCAAAGUUCAGGAGAAUUGCUGGACCAAAGAUCACAAGAUUCUUCAAAAUAGCAUUG